Molecule: messenger RNA, 1047 nt
Organism: Fibroporia radiculosa
Lineage: Eukaryota; Fungi; Basidiomycota; Agaricomycetes; Polyporales; Fibroporiaceae
Exons: 3
Coding region: 1-1047 (348 amino acids)
Molecular function (GO): oxidoreductase activity
Source: RefSeq, a predicted model, not a curated record
AUGGCAACUAUGAAAGCACUUGUCUACCACAGCAAAGAUAACUUCAGCCUUGUCGAGCGACCGAAGCCGACGGUGAUCGUAUCGACCGAUGCUGUCGUCAAACUCGUCAAGACUACCAUCUGCGGGACAGACUUGCACAUCCUCAAGGGCGACGUACCUACCGUCCCGCAGGGUCGCAUCCUUGGGCACGAGGGCCUUGGCAUCGUAGAGUCUGUCGGAACGAACGUGACCACAUUCAAACCCGGGGAUCGCGUCAUCAUCUCCUGUAUCACCGCGUGCGGGUCGUGCGACAUGUGCCGCAAAGGCAUGUUAUCGCAUUGCACAACAGGCGGAUGGAUGCUUGGGCACAGGAUUGAUGGCACGCAGGCCGAGUACGUGCGCAUCCCUCACGCGGAUUCGUCGCUACACCAUGUGCCGGCUGGUGUGAAUCAGGAUGCGCUCGUAAUGGUGAGUGACGUCCUUCCUACGGCACUCGAGUGCGGGACCGUAGUCGGGAAGGUCUGCCCCGGUUCAACUGUCGCGAUCGUCGGAGCAGGCCCGAUAGGCCUCGGGGUGAUUAUGACGGCACAGUUGUACUCGCCGUCGAUGAUUAUUAUGAUUAGCCGCAACCCGUACAAGUUGGCAAUGGCGAUGAAGCUCGGAGCGACGCACAUCGUACAGGCUGGGCCGAAUGCCGUACGACAAGUGAUGGAAAUCACUGGGGGAAAGGGUGUGGACACGGCGAUUGAGGCGGCGGGCGUACCUGAGACGUUCGAAUUGUGCCAAGAGCUGAUUGCCGUCGGUGGGACCAUUGCGAACCUGGGUGUCCACGGGUCCAAGGUUGAUUUGCACCUGGAGAAGCUCUGGGAUCGGAACAUUGCUAUCACGACACGUCUGGUGGAUACAGUUACUUCACCGAUGAUCAUCAGGCUCUUAGAAUCGGGGAAGCUGGACUCAAAGCCGUUGGCUACUCAUACCUUCAGCUUUGGACAGAUGGAGUCGGCAUAUGUGUCGUUCCAGGCAGCGGCUGAGAACAAAGCAUUGAAGGUCAUCAUCAAUUUCGAAUAA